Daphnia carinata is the source of this 711-nucleotide messenger RNA. RefSeq lists its product as uncharacterized. The coding region runs from base 53 to 541 and encodes 162 amino acids. The transcript has 6 exons. The record is from RefSeq and is a predicted model, not a curated record. NCBI's taxonomy places the organism in Eukaryota, Metazoa, Arthropoda, Branchiopoda, Diplostraca, Daphniidae.
AUUUCAGUAGCGUGGAUGGAGAAUAACGCGUGGCUGGAGGAACAAUUGAAAAAUGGAUAAGAUAAUACAACAAAAGGAUGAUCAAAUUAUGAAGCUGCAGGCCCAAUUAUUGGAACAACACAAAAUAUUAGAUAACAGCAAAGCUAAGGAUGCACAAAUUUUGAGUCUACAAGCUCAGCUAGGGGAAAAGAACAAAUUGGAAUGGAACAGUUUCCAAACAGUGAAGGAGGUUUUUCAAAACUCAUCCCUAACUGAACAUGAGGAUGAAUUGGCAUUAGGCGAACACAGUCAGUUAUUCAGUCUACCACCUGACAGUGUGUUAAAUUUAAAUUCUGUUAGUGCUGCACCAAAAGAAUCAUUAGUAAUAAGUCCAUGCAGUGAAGGAAGUGAACAAUUGUGGGACCGUAUUUGGGCCGAAAAUGGGUGUGGUACGGAAACCAAGAUAUGGCACAAGUUCAACAUGAAACAUGGAUUAGAAUUUAAUGGGGGAUCAAAUCAAGUCUGGAAGUGUUACAGGAUGGAAGAGUCAGCCUACAGAUGAAAAAACACAGAGUGCAUUACCACUAAGUACAACAGCAAUCCUUUAUAGUUCUGUCACAGCUAGAAACCUCAAAUAAUUCUGCUUCUCUGUCUAAAGAACAACUUGUCCUUUACGUUCAGAGUGUUGGGGAAACUGGGUACUUAAAUGGCCCUAAAGAUGUUUCAUUUCGU